AUGUUCCCCGGGCCGCCGCCCCUCGCUCGCCCGCCCUCGGGUCCGGCUGGGUUUCGAACCCGCGGAGCCAGGCGCAGGCGACGGGGCGGCAGCAGGCGUGCGGGGCCAGGGAGCGGGCGCGGCCCGGCAGGGCGACCGGCGAGGGGCGUGCCGGGUGGGAGGGGCGCGCUGGCCGCCUCGCCGGCCCCACGCGGGGACCCCAGCCCGCCGCCCGCCGGCCCGCGCGGGGACGCGCCGGCCAGGCCCGAGCGGGCGGGCAGGCGGGCGAGCAGGGGGCGGGCGGCAGACCGAACAAAAACGCCUUUGUUGAGCGGCAGCCGCCGGAGGGUCACACACAAUGGAGGAGGGAGCCGGCUCCGCCGUCGCCGCCGCCGCCGCGGCCGGGCCCGCCGCGGCGCCCUCCCGAGCCGCCCCGCCGGCGCACCCCCCACACGUACACACACACACUCACCGGACUUCUCCGACUCAUCGAGAGAGUGCGGGGCUCGCGGACUGCCCCCAGUGUCGGCUCAGGUCUCCGGCUGUGCUGGCGGCAGCGGCGUCUCCGAGGCUCUCGCUUUGCCGCAGUCGCCGCCAUGUAACCCCGACCCGCGAGAGAGGGCGAGGAAGAGGGGGCGGGGUUUCGCGGUGCCACGCCCCCUCGCGUCACAGGCUCACUCCACGGGUUCUCCCGCCCCCGCCCUGCCCAGCGCGCCCGCACGCGCCGGAAUUUCCAGCGCCCGUGACCGGGCUGCGCGCGCCGCGGAGGCGGUGGGAAAGGCACGCGGCUCGUCCGGCGUCUCCUGGGGGCUUUGCCUGCGGGCGGGCAGGGAGGAAGACAGCUGGGGCCGUUUGCUCUACUACCUGCCCUGGCAUUAAGGGAACAAAGUGACCAAACCCAGUGCCAGCAUUUACUAAGCACCUACUACGUGCAAGGCACUGGGCAAUCCGAGAGGAAGAGGCCUCAGUCUCCAGGAAGGGUGGACCUUAAGAUGGAUUGGCUGGAAGGCGACAGCCCGAGCACAAGACAGACGCGUUAGAGGCCAAGUACUAAGGUCAUUCAUUCUGCCAGAGUAUGGAGGAAGGCUUUCAGGAGUGGUCGCCAAGGUGGCCUUUCAGCUGGAUCCCGGAGGAGCGGAUAUAACCAGGAGGGCACUUCACAGCCUUCUGUGCUUGGGAACUCUAUACAGCACUUCAGCAAUACAUUUGGGGGCCACUUUAAACAGCAAAAUCACCAACGGAAAGCAAAACAUGUGAUGGCUCGACACAGUGGCAUGUGCCUAUAGUCCCAGCUACUCAGGAGGCUGAGACAGGAGGGUUACUUGAGCCCAGGAGUUUGAGUCCAGCCUGGGCAACAUAGAGAGAUCCUGUUUCUAAAAACAAAAAAAUCAUGGCACCAAAUAGACCAUGGAAAGGACACUCGUUUACAGUACGAGAGUUGAAACAAGAAGGCAGAAUCUUGUCUUGUUUGGCCUCAGCUGGCAACGUUCAAGUAGGGUGACUCAAGUGUCUCGUUACUGUGCAUGUUCAAAAGUGACUACAAAGGUGCUAUGACUACUUCGAGGUUACAAAUAAGUUUCAGCAAUAGGCAAAUUUGCAAACAGAAUCUGUGAAUAAUG
This is a messenger RNA of Pan troglodytes (chimpanzee), 1598 nucleotides long. Its product is annotated as collagen alpha-1(I) chain-like. The transcript has 2 exons. Bases 1 to 858 code for a protein of 285 amino acids. NCBI's taxonomy places the organism in Eukaryota, Metazoa, Chordata, Mammalia, Primates, Hominidae. The record is from RefSeq and is a predicted model, not a curated record.